AUGGUGUUGUCCAGCGGCAACGGCAGCGACUCCUGCUUCUCCUUUGGGCAGGUGUGGGCGACGCGACUUGCCGACGGUCACACACCGACGCUGCGCGGCGUGCCCAAAGUGGACCUGCACUGCCACCUCAACGGCAGUAUCAGUGCCCCGUUGCUCGCCCAUCUUGAGUCCCUCCAGCAGCGGGCGAGUGGAGCCGGCGCCAGUAGCACCGAUGAUGCUGCCGCGCACGGGGGUGCGGAGCCGCCGCCGCCAAUCGGUCGAGACCUCAAGAGGGCGGAGUGCAUUGUGGAAGAACACUCCAGUACAGCCGAGCGUAUGCAGUUCUGCUUCUCGGUCUUCAGUAACAUCUACAAGGUCAUGAACAACAUAGCCUUCGCGCGGCUGGCGGUGCAGGACCUGCUGAUACACUCUGCGGCAGAAAAUAUGUUUGCACUGGAGAUACGCACGUCUCUGCGCCACGGGCUCUACACGACACCCAGCGCCGCCGCACGUGGCGUCGAGGCGGAGCGUGUCACAAAGAAGACCUAUCUUGAGACGGUGAUUGGCACCGUUGAGCACCUCAUGUACGGCGGCCUGGUGGAUCUGGUGACGGGCGAACUGCUGCCGAUCGGUGGUGCGGUUCCUGCGGCGUGGUGGUCGUACUUUGUGGAUUUGUACGGCUCCCUCAUUUCAGAUACGGUGGGGCACGCGGAUGUGAAGGGAACACCGGCGGUCACAGUAACAAGAGAAGCUGCGGCGGCCUUUUUGGAGGCCAUUCAAACUCAUAUGACGCACCGCAUACACAUCCGUCUCCUUGUGUCCAUUAACAGAGGUGACGACGUCGUGGCGGCGAAUGAGGCGGUUAUGCUCGCCAAGGAGCUGCAGCGCGAACAGGUGAGCCGCUUCUUCACCGCGGCGGCGGUGGAUGCAGCGCGGCAUAGUGUGGAGCAGUCGACGAGGUACCUGCAGCUGCGGGACAUGAUCCGCCGAAGCUGCUGGGUGAGCGGCAUCGAUUUCUCCGGCCACUGCGCGAAGAAUCACUUCCGCGACUUUCGCCCGGCGCUCGAGGAGGCGCGACGCGGCGACGGUGCCACGUCGUACCCGUCGCUCGGCAUCACGCUCCACGCGGGGGAAAAGGACGACGCCGGGGAGCUGGCGGAGAUGGUGGCGUUUGCGCCGGAGCGCUGGGGCCACCUCGUCUUCACCGACCCCGCCAACCUCGGCGCCAUCAUCGCGCGGCACGACGCGAUUGAGCUCUGCAUCUCCAGCAACGCCCUCACCGGUGGUUACACCGGCGUGGCGCGCCACCACCUCGGCUGCAUUCUGGAGGCGCAGCAGCAGCAGAAGACGGAAAAUGGGAAGUCCCCUGACUUAAUCGGAUUGCUGACAGAUGAGAGCAGUCUCACAACAACAAUGCGGUGGCGAGAGAAGCGGCGCCUCUCCCGCUGGCUGCGUCAGCCCGAAGCUGCAGUGGCAGAAGCAACAGCCGAGUGGACCGCAAUUCCAAAUGUGUCCUUUCAUACCGAUGAUCGUGGCGUCUUUGCCACGUCAGUGACGAAGGAAUUGGAGCAGCUGCUGCAGCACGGGAGCAUGACGGGACGAGAGACAGCGGAUAUGACCCCAGUGAUGGCCUUGUGGGCGCUUCAGCGGCUUGCCGUGCCACAUAUGUUUGAGCUUCCUCUCGAGGUGGUGUACUUUUGCACACGAAUGGAUGAGUAUAAAUGCGACAGUACUGAUGCCUGCAGCACUGCGGCGCAGCUGACGGCGCGGGUGGCAAUGUUAAGCGAUGCUGAACGUGCCAAGUUGAGUCGUAUUGAGCUUGGCUGGCUUCUGGGCGACUUUGAUGAUGUUGGGCAGUUAACUGGAAGGCAACGAGGGUCAGGAAUGUGUCGAUCAAGUUGA
Trypanosoma grayi is the source of this 1881-nucleotide messenger RNA. Its product is annotated as adenosine deaminase. Bases 1 to 1881 code for a protein of 626 amino acids. Gene Ontology annotation, biological process: inosine biosynthetic process; adenosine catabolic process. NCBI's taxonomy places the organism in Eukaryota, Euglenozoa, Kinetoplastea, Trypanosomatida, Trypanosomatidae. The transcript has a single exon. The record is from RefSeq and is a predicted model, not a curated record. Gene Ontology annotation, molecular function: adenosine deaminase activity.